Molecule: messenger RNA, 2010 nt
Organism: Haemonchus placei
Lineage: Eukaryota; Metazoa; Nematoda; Chromadorea; Rhabditida; Trichostrongylidae
Source: the annotation of a GenBank genome assembly
AUGUACGCCUGUGUCGUAAUGGAAAGACUUUUCAAAGGAGUUCAUGAUGAAUAUCAAGCAGCAGUGUUCGCUGAAAAUCGAUGUUUCUUUGAAGAGAGAUCCCUCAAAUUAUUGAAUGACAUCUUCCGCAAAAACGCUAACAUCGCCAUAAAUGCCAUUGAAAUCGAUUAUGAAAAGAUCUUCAAAUUGGGAGAAGAUGAGUUCUUUGGCGGGGCGAAGAUCCUGAGAAGAACGAAUACAUACCCGAAGAGAGCAACGACCUGUUGGGGAGGCUGCUGUCGGGUACAAGCUCCCUGGAGUGUACGCAGUGAGGAAGCCUCUAUAGAGCUCAUGGCUGUGGCCUACAGGGCCAAUGCAAUGGUAUCAUACUCAUUCAGUGGAUGUAUCGUUAGGGCAGAAAGUGAAUUUUGUGAUGGAGAUGGUAAUUUUCUUGCCCACAACUGCUGUCAAAGUCUAAUUGAAAGGAGAUGGCAUGGAAAAUUGCGGCUCAGUCCGACAAGGACAUUCAUCAGCUACAUUUUCCCGUGUUUCCUAUACAAAGAAUAUACCUUGCGAAGAUCGAGAGGUCCUGAUCAGCUAAAACCUCCACCAGCUAACGAAAAAGUCGAAAUGUAUCAAUAUCCACAGCAGAACGAUCGAGGAACUAUGUUAGGCCGACUAUCCGAAAAUCCUGCAUUUUCGCGAACUGUCGACCUGGACUCUCCAACACUGGUCCCAUGCGAUGCCGUCACACCGAAUUCUUAUGAGCUGGAAUACCUCAAGGACUCGGGACCGAUGAAACUUCCUAAGAUUGGAUCCCAUGUGAUGAUGUGCUCCACGCCGAAGUUCCCCAUAAGGGAUCAAGUGAGCCCAAAUCGGUCUCCUCCGAGUAGUGAUGAACACAAGCACGACGACGGCUCGUACAUUUAUGAAGGACGUGAACGCAGUUCAAGAUGCCCUUGGAGGAUGCCAUCGUGGCUUUGGUCAACUCUGAAGUUUUACUCCACUACCAAGGCCAAGUUCUUCUACCAUGUGGGUUUCUUCGAAUGGACAUCAGAGCACUUAUUCGGCUUCUGUCGAAAUGUCGUUAUUAUCAUGAACUGCAUAACAGUGGCUGCAGUUGUUAUCCAUGCCGGUCAUUCCGGUGAAGCCAAAGGAAUCUGGGCUGCUUUGGCUACAAUAAGUGAUCUCAUUUUUCAUAUUUCUUUCUUGUUUGCUGCUAUUUCCAUGAUUCGCUAUUUGAGUGUCUUCUACUUUUUUAGUGUUCUCACUUAUAUGUUGAGACGUAUGAUCAGAACUCUUGGUAAAUUUCUACUCAUUUUUGUCAUAUUCUGGGUAAUAUUUGCGGUGUGCCACAUCAGCAUGGCAGAAGAGUACGCUGUGAGAUCGAAUCACUCCUUGGCAUGGAUGAUGUUCCAGAAUGGAGCUUUUGAAAUAUUUGGUGAAGUGGACGAUGAAGAUAAAGUGGGAACGGUCACCGGUUGUGCAGACAUCUCCUGGCGGUCGAUGUGGACUGCGAACACUGCGGAUAUGCGAUGUCUUCUUCGCUCCGCUUUGAUUCCCAUUACAGUAUUUACUUAUAUGCUUGUUGCUAGUAUUAUGCUAGUUAAUCUACUCACUGCUUUACUUUCGAAGGAAUAUGAAGAGGUGUCAGGUGGAGGUUCUGCAGUUUAUUGGAAGUAUGAGAAUUAUUUUCUUCUCGCCACAUAUGAAUCGAAACUAUGGCUUCCACCGCCGCUGUCGUUGAUCUAUUACAUUCUACAUAUGGCUCCAUUUCUGUUUCGAAUCCUCUCUUUCUUCCUUUGCAUUUUUUGUACAUGCUGUUCAAACUUUGUUAUCAAGAAUAACCCUUUCUCGUUCAUUCCCAACUGGCUUGACAGAGUGUUUCGAGCUAUAGAAGGUCGGCCUUGGGGAACUCUGAAACAAAUGCGACGGCAUGUUCACGAUCAAUCUGAUCUAGAGGAAAUUCGCAAAUUGGUUCCUGUAAGGAAGUUACCUAAAGCAGUUGGCAAAUUGUAUUUCUGCCGAUAA